AUGGAAUAUAACUUCAAAAUUCCAUUGAGUUUAUCAAAAAAAACCAACGCGCAAAAGGAAACUACCGGAGAUCAAGCUCAACCAAGACCAUUAGCUUUCUCGGGUUUUGGUGCUAACUUAAAAAAUCCACAGCGAUUCAGCUUUGUGCGAACUAAAGACAGUAAUGCACGAACAGAAGCACCGAAGAUGAAAGAAGGCAGACUUGUACGUAGAGUGAAUAAAGCUCCUUCCUCCAUGGUUUGGACUAGAAAAAACAUUGAAACGGAACAUGCUUUAUCUCCUGAACCUGAGGCACCAAAAAAAGCCGACCAUGAUUUCAAAAUUUUCAAGCCUUCUAAGAUUCGAUUCUCUAAAAAGGCAAUCAGUUUGAAUGAAGAGCAAGUGGCAGCACUAAAUGCCUUAUUCGCUUUGAAAGGGAAGUUGUGUCCAGGUGACUUCGAUAAGUAUGAGUUGUUAAAAGAAAGAGAUAAACUGUUAUGUGAAUGGCGUCGCGCAACAGAGAAAGCUGAGGGAAAAGCUAAAAAGAUCACAGGGGAAUGCACGGCAAUGUGCUCGGAAAGUGAGAGAUAUACUCGUAUUGUCCAAAAACGAUUGUCUCCAUAUGAAUGUGAUCAUCAUGGACAGAUGAUAGAACAUAAAAUGGUCAAAGAUUAUGCCAGGAGUGCAGCUGAUCAAGAAAAGCCGCUACCCCAUGAAUUACGCACGAAAAAAAUGCUCCAUGCUUCUCUUUCAUAUUUACUCUUGGAGAUAUUUGAUAACAUGCCGGAUUAUGCUGAGUUGGCCGCUUGGUAUGACUUUCUAUGGUCAAGAACUAGAGCUCUUAGAAAAGAAGUUACACAGUUAUCGUUAUCAGAUGAAACUGCAAUCUUAUUAGUUGAAAAUUGUACAAGGUUUCACAUUCUAAGUGCUUAUCAACUAUGCACGCUGCCAGUGGAUCAGUUUGAUGAGAAAAUGAACAGCGAAAAUCUGGGAAAAUGUUUACAAACAUUGAGACAUCUUUAUCAUGACUUAGAAAAGAGAGGAAUCUUUUUCGAAACAGAAGCUGAGUUCCGAGCCUAUGAUGUGAUGCUUCAUUUUCAUGACAGUAACGUGCUUCGUCAAGUUCUUUCUUACAGAAAAGAAGUAAGGGAAUCAAAAGCCGUAAGAUUAGCUAUCCAAUUAGCUGGUGCCAUUCAAAACAAAAAUUAUGUUAGAUUCUUCCGUCUUCUCAUGAAAGAAGGGUCGUUCCUCCAAUGUUGUAUUUGUCAUCGUGUCUUCGGAGAGAUUCGAACAAGAGCUUUGUCGGUUAUGGUUAAAGCAUACCAAAAUUCCUUGUUUUCAAUUGAUAAAAUUGCCAAAAUCCUGGGAUUCGAUGAUCAUGAAACUUGCAUUGCGUUUUUAGAAGAUUGCAACUUGCAAGUAGAGAGUGGAUGUGAUCAAGUGGUGCUGCAUAAAGAAUUUUUCCGAUUCAGUGUUUCUACCAAUUCUCUAACAUAUCAAUGGAUCGAUAGAAAGAAUUCAGAAAAAUUUAGUAAGGUUGUGUAUGGAUCGGGAGAGCUCAGAUAUCCUGAACCUUCUGAAAUUCCGAACUCAUUCGAUAGCAACGGUUGUUAUACUCAGGAUGCUGUUCUGAACAGACUGAUUACCGAAUACUCUGAUGAAGUCAUGAGGCGCAGCUCUGACGUUAAUUCUAAUGACGGCUCUGUGCCAAGAUCUUUUGAAGCACCUAAUAACCCUUAUGAUACUAUGAUUAAAACCCAAACGGAGAGUAUUCUGGAAAAAGCAAUUGAGGCAGAACUGAAAGCAGCUACUACGAGAAGUAUAUACAGAGAGAUUGCCGAGAAGUUGAGUGAAAGUCUGAUAAAUGAUCAGUUCAGAAAAGUAUUAUACGAUUACACCAAAGAGCUUGAAGUGGAAGCGAAACUACGUGAGAAGCAGGAAAGAAUACUGAACGAGCGUCUGCGUGUUAAAAGUUUUGCCUCUACAAUAGCUGAGUCUGAAGUAGAAUCAUUAGUGGAGAAAGAGUUGAAGAGACUCAUUGAUCAUGAGUUGAGUCUCGAAAGAAAAUCCUACAUAGCUGAUAUUGGAGAAAUUAUAGCUCACAAAACUUGGGAAAGAGCUAUUACCUCUUUUGUCGAUAGAGAACUGAAAAUCCUAGUUAAGAAAACAAUUACGGAAGAGGAAAACCAGCUCAGAGAUGGUCUGUACAAAUUCCGAGAUCAAAUGAAGAAACUUUGGUUGAAGCAGUUCUGGGAUACUUGGAGAAAUAAGGUAAUUACGAGAAGAAAGUUCCGUGAGGAGAGGGCUCAACAAUGGGACAGUUUCCAACCAAAUUUCAAAUGUGAUUAUUUCAACCCGGCUCGCUAUAUCAACAAUAAAGGAGGAGCUUCAAACAUAAAAUUUGAUUCGGAAAUGUCUUUGAAAUUGGCAUUCUUUAAACAUAGACGAAUCAAUAGAAUUUGUCGGAAAACUAUUCAACAGUGGAGAUAUUUCUGUGAUAAACGUAAACGGGAUGAAUAUAUGGCCAGGGUUUUGGCUCAUAGGUCGCAACAAUUGGCAAACACUGUUUUAAGUAUGAAGAACGGACAGAAGAGAAAACGGAUAUCUGUUGAACCUUCUAUUUUUGAGUCAUCCUUUGGCAACAGUUCAUUUCAUUCAAUCGCUGAGGAGGAUUCUUUCUACUCUCUUCCAGACAGUAGCUUCAGGAAUGAUAUCAUGAAUUCAACUGCUCUCACAUACCAUUCGACAACUGAAUUCCGAGCACCAACAGCAUUGUCAAACAUAACAUUAGAAAGCGAGAAUAAUUUAUUGAACAACACAAUUCUAAGCGAAAAAGAAAUAAGCUUCGCCCGAAGAGCUCUAGAGAGACUACCAAGUACAGGAUCGUUUGCCGAUCAGCUGGGAUCAACUUCAUUUUCAUUGCCGGCUUCUGCCAAGGAGCUCCUCUCUAAACAUGCAGUAAAAAGAAGGAGGAGCAACAAAAAUGUUAAUGAGGCUGAUGCCUUUAAUUGCGAAGAACUGCUGAAUGAUGCUAAAAAAACCAAAGAGAACGUCCAGAGCCUGGAGAAAAAAGCUGAUGAGCUCAAGUCCAGUUUGAUAGUUCAUCAAGAGUACUUGGACAAACUGAUCAAAGCCGCAUCGCAUAUUCAGUCUAGGUCAUAUUAG
This is a messenger RNA of Auanema sp. JU1783, 3144 nucleotides long. Lineage: Eukaryota; Metazoa; Nematoda; Chromadorea; Rhabditida; Rhabditidae. The record is from the annotation of a GenBank genome assembly.